This is a messenger RNA of Caenorhabditis angaria, 499 nucleotides long. Lineage: Eukaryota; Metazoa; Nematoda; Chromadorea; Rhabditida; Rhabditidae. The record is from the annotation of a GenBank genome assembly.
AUGGCCUCGAAAAAUGUAAAUAAUAAUGGACUUGUUGAUGCUGGAAUAUCCGAAAUGUUGAACAAACCAAAUGAGCCCGCAUUCAAACUUGGUAUCACAAUUAACAAAGUCGUUUUCAAAUGCAAAAAUGACAAAAAACCUGUGAAUGUUCCGCUGGUUUUAUUUAACAAUACAAAUGAUAUCAUUAGUUAUAAGGUUGGUUAUUUUAAAUAGGUUUUUGGUGAAAUUUCUUAAAAUCAGUUUUAUCUAAUUCCAGGUUCGCUGCACCUCCGCUGAUAUUUUCCGUGUUCAACCACCGCUUGGAAUCAUCAAACCAAAUUCCAAUGUUGAUAUCACAAUUUGGUAUCAAAAUCAAGUUAAACCGGAUGCAAUUCAACAAAAACAUUAUUUCGCAUUUUAUCAUACAAAAGGUGAUGGAAGAACUGUUAAGGAAAUUUGGGCAAAUGCCAAAAUUGAGGGAGUUCGACGAAUUCCAGCUACUUUUGAAGCGAUUCCUUGA